AUGAAGGGACUGGAGUAUCUUGAUGUGUCGGACAAUGCCAUGACGUCAGAGUGCUUGGGGGUUCUUGCGGAACAAAUCAGUGGUAACACUUGCACGAUAGGACUUUGUCAUCUCGAAGCUGUGGACAUGCAGGUGACAGAGGAAAGUGCCCUGGAAACUCUCGCGAGGGCCAUCAGCAAGAACCAAGCGGAGCGAGGCCCGACGGCGAACAUUUCCAAGCUUACUACGUACCCCCCAAACUACAUUGAAGAAGACAUGGCGCCUCACACACUGAUUCUAGUACCUGAAAAUGGAACUGGAGUUUCUAUUCCGCCCCCAAGAUACGGUGGUGGAGAGAUUGUCGUUGGCACCUCAACCCAUUUGAAAGAGUUUAUGCUCGACAAAGUCCCAACGCUUUUCUUGCCAAAACCAUCAGAGGCCGACCAUUAUCAGUCCACCGUAUAUUUGAGACCACUACCAAACAACAUUCAAUUGCCGGGGAUGGAAGUGGAGCUCUAUGACGGCCUCGUCCCGAGCAAGCGCGGCAAAUUUCAAAUCUACACCAGCGCAGAGUCAGUCGAAGAUAUUGUGGACGUGGUGGUAUCCCUUGGCCUUUGCAAGUUUCAAACCAUGUGUCAGCCACCACCUGUCAUCCAAAGGCUCCAGGAGAAGCUGCCCAAUUUGUCGCUCACGAAACAAGAGCCUCGGCACUAUUAUCCUGGCUGGGGGUGA
This is a messenger RNA of Seminavis robusta, 711 nucleotides long. The record is from the annotation of a GenBank genome assembly. NCBI's taxonomy places the organism in Eukaryota, Bacillariophyta, Bacillariophyceae, Naviculales, Naviculaceae.